AUGCGGCGCGUUGCGAUAGUUUGCGGUAGCAAGACUACGUAUCUCCGUACGAGGAUGUUUCUCAUUUGGGACCAAUCUUCUAAGAAGAUGGAGAAACAAACUGUUGGUCUUGUUCACGGGUUGCUGUCUCUGUCGUUGCUGUCAGAGAGUAUGUUCUACUUGUCACUUAAAGGAGGGAUCAAGACUGCCGUAUUUAGACAAUUUUAUAAAGACGAGCAAUUGGUUGAUAGAGAUCCUUUUCUGGCUAUUAAGGAUAACUUCAUGUGGUUAUUGGAGGAAAGAUGGCAGCAGAGGAGAUAUAGAAUAAAAAAGCAAAGGGAACAGGUCCAGAAAGAUAGGCAGAUUUUUCUAGCAGCCAAGAAGCAGAAAGCUGAGGAGCGUCUCUGUGAUUAA
Molecule: messenger RNA, 393 nt
Organism: Eruca vesicaria subsp. sativa (arugula)
Lineage: Eukaryota; Viridiplantae; Streptophyta; Magnoliopsida; Brassicales; Brassicaceae
Source: the annotation of a GenBank genome assembly